This is a messenger RNA of Porites lobata, 6360 nucleotides long. The record is from the annotation of a GenBank genome assembly. NCBI's taxonomy places the organism in Eukaryota, Metazoa, Cnidaria, Anthozoa, Scleractinia, Poritidae.
CAGUGAAGGAGAUUGGGUCAAAAGGUUGAGGCAUCUUAGAUACCACACACCCACAACACCUAUUACUAGCCUAUCAGAAAUGACUUCAGUCUGAAAGAGCGGUUUCUAUCCGCAUUCAAGGUGAAAGCGACUUUUGAACAGACAAGCCUAUCACGUGAACCAACGCAUGAAAACCAAGAACAUUCGACGAACAGACCUCUAAAUGAGUUCGUUUCGUAAGUUUCUUAAGGUUAUUACAAACCUACUUUAGGUCAUACUUCGUGUCAGGUAUUUCACAAUACCUCCAGUCUGAACCAGACAGAUAAUACAACAAACAUGGAUGACCAAAGCCAGGAGUUUUGUGGUCUAACAGCCCGCCUUCACUUUGAAUACGAAUAUACAGUUCCGCCGUGGAAACUAGACCAAUUCGAGAUUCCAUCGGGGAAUGAUGUCUUGGAAUCUCACGGGAGGAGAAAAGGAAGGAGAAGAGAUAAGAGCGCAAACAAAGCGAAGAAAGCAGACAAGGAAGGAACAGCUAAAGGACACAAAAUGUUGCCAACCAGUCAUUUGCAUAGAAACAGAUACAGAAACUAAGAAAAUACUAUGUGAAUCUAAUCUAUUCAUCGCAACAGCAAUCACUGAACGAUAACAUCAGUGAUCAAUGUGGUCACAUUUUCUGUUCAGAAGUUUGCCGAUGAAGGAUACUUUGCUUUGAUCGAUACGAAGUUUUGGAAGCAGGGUCGGAACAGGGGAACCCGGCGGGGAUGUUUCCCUACUGUUCUCCUACUUAACAUAAGCCACGUGACUGUAAUGAUACCAGGUUACAGAGCGCUGGUUGUACCGACGAACAAGGGAGUUGUUUAGGGCACAAUUUUUUUAACACUCAAAGCAAAAACAUAGUGCAACAAAUACAGCGGAGACAGAUCCAAUCGAACGAUGAACCGGGCUGAGAAGCAAGCCAGUGCUAAAGCAGACGCGUAUAAGGUGGGUAACAAAAAUGAAAAGCUCACACUCAUCUUGGAUGUGAAUAACAGGAGCUACAAUCCCAUGAAAAAUUAUUAGUACACUUCAGAUUUUCUCCAAGCAAAAGCGAUUUUUAACUUCGUGGGCGUGAGAAGGGAGAAACCUAGCCAGUACUACCUGUUGUAGCAUACGUUACGCAGCCAAAUCUAUCGCCUAGCUCAUGAGAGGUUGUACGGUUAUAACAUGUACGUGGUUUAACUUUUAACUAUAUCAUAUUUUCUCUUCGUUUGCAAAGGCAAUGCUUGAAGUCCAACAAUCAAUCACUGACUUCCUCGAGCGAUAUUUGAAUUAUCAAGGUCGUAAUGAACUUCCAGAAGAAAGACGGUAAUAAAUAAUUCUGUAUUUUGAUAAAAGCGAUUUUCCAUUGAAUCAAAGUGUGCUAAUACUACGUAGAAAUGUUAACAAAAAAUAUGCAGUCUUAGCAAGUGUCAGGGUUAAACUACAGCCUAUCUCUUUCAGAAGUAUCAUCCUAUUUUAUUUAAGUGCACCUUUGCUUGUUUACACGAUCAUGUAUCUCAAACUUAUACUUUAAACACAGAUGUUAUUUUCUGUUAAAAAAGUUUUGACUUAAACAACUUUUUGUCUGUCUACAUAGCAUUACACAAAAUGUACCUCUGGACUGGUUGGACAGGGUAAGCAUUUUAGAUAUUUUGUAUGAGGCACAAAAUAAAAUAAAUAAUUUAAGUAACGGUUAAUUUAUUUAGCGGAUAGUGUUAAUUGGGAACACAAUAACUGAGCAGAAAAGCAAAACAAUUAAGACUGAAAUUCAAUUUCAAGGGGCUAAACUGUUAGAACUUUCUUUCAUCCCUUCUGUUGAAAUUUACAAGUAAUCAUUCACGUCAAGUCUUCCCGCUAGAUUUGAUAAACAUCGAUACCUCUAAAAACUAGACUAUCGGAUUCUAGAUUCAAGACUCAGGCGUUGUUCACUUUUAGUAUAUUUUUAGUUACUGUAAUUUAGGCUAGUUUUAUAUAUAUACAACACUGUGCAAAAGAAAUGCAAACGAAAUUCGGUGCUUUUCGUUCUUUGUUCUCGCGACAAUUCGACGAAAUUUCGUCAAAGCGCUCGCGAAAUUUCGUCGAGUUGAACGAAAUUUCGCUGUCAUCUUGGCGAAAUUUCGCAUCCACUGAAGGGAAAUUUCGUUUUGCCGAAAUUUCGUCGGAGCGAAAAUUCGCAACUGCGAAAUUUCGCAAUAGCCAAAAUUCGCAGUGGCAAAAUUUCGCUAGCGCGAAAAUUGGCAGCUGCGAAAUUUUUCUGGCAGUGGAGGAGGGUUGUAAUGAAAACAUUUUGUUCGGACCGCUUUAAACCAUUAGUUCGAGUAAUUUUUUCAGUUUAGACUUCAGUCGCACGAGUGGCUUUGGAGGUGACCGUUUUCAUGUAAGUCAAAAGCAAAGUUGAUUUUUCAUUCGGCGGGAUAUUUUAUUUGGGUCUAAAAGAUAAAAUAUUAACCUGUUUUCAGUUAUUAUCGCUCAAUACCCUAAACCAUUAGUUCGAAUAACCAAUAAAUUAAUCCUCAUAGAAAGGCUAAUUGGUUUCACUAUACAUCAGUCUUGUUUACCGUUUUUGCACUUUUGACUUUAGUCACACGCGCAGCUUUUUAAGGUGAGACUUUGAUAAGCCGGGCAUUCCAUUUGGCUCUCAAAGACACAGUUUUGACCCUUUUUCAGCUAUUUUCGUCUUAGUACACUAAAACAUUAGUCCGAAUAACCAAUAAACUUAUCCUCACAGAAAGGCUAAUUGAUUGCACUAUCUGGUUUACGGUGAUCGCACAGUAGUGUACUAUGUUGAAAUUUAACUUAGUCAGAGCAUCUGCGCGCGUGAAAGUAUUUGUUGCAAAUGUCUUUUUGGGUCUUAAAACUGAUCGCAUAGCUUAGUGCAUUUGCCACGCGUAGUCAUCGAUAAAGGAAGAUAAAUAGUUUACAUGUACAGUAAUUAAACAACGCCACACAAGAUACACUGUAGUUUGACGAUUUUCGUUUAUCACGGUACAGAAGCGGCGCGGGCGAACCGAAUUAAAAUAAGACAGAAAUCUGAAACAAGAAUGUUUUGCUCUUUAUUUAUUCUGCAUUAAGCUUUAUUAGAAAGUGUAUCAGUAUGCAAUAGAUAACUUCAAGCUAAUUACAGAAAUACAUGUAUUAGCUAGCGAGACAUUUAAAACAAAAUUAUGUUGAGAAAGAAGUAAAAAAAAGUUACGAGUCAAAAAGCACCGUUCUGCCUCAAAACCUCUCCACAAUUAUUGUAGCAUUCGUUGCGAUAUUUCUUUUUUCAAUAAUGAUCACGCUUACAUGUACAGCUGUACCUGUACUUUUGCUGGAGGUGAUGAUUACAGUUCUGUAGUCAGCUACAAAUUCUUGAAAGAAGAAAUUUCGUUUCGUGGAAGCGAAAUUUUCUCUCGUCCAAACGAUAUUUCGUUUCGCCGAAACGAAAUUUCGCUUCGUCGAAGCGAAACUUCGUUCUAAUGACAUAAAAUUUCGUCUAACGGGCACGAAAUUUCGCAACGAAAUUUCGCUUCAUGCCACGAAAUUUCGUUUCGAUUAAUCACUUUGCUUGCGGAAUUUCGCCGACAUCAAAACAAUAGAAGCACCGAAAUUUCGCCGCUUUUUCGUCUGAAGCGAAAGUUCGCAAUAUGAUUGCCGACAUUCGCGUUAUUUCGCUUAUUUCGGCAAAUUUCGUUUGCAUUUCUUUUGCACAGUACUGUAUAUAUAUUUCUAAUUUUUUUUUUUUCAGGGCCAUCAUUGAUAGCAGCAUUUUAUGCUGAAUAGAUAGCCCUGGCUAAAUAACAUUUAUUAUUUAUUAUUAAAUUUACUGUAUUAAGCGCAAUCCUUGUAUAUACUACACUGCAGUAUAUUUUAGUUUUAGAUCACCGCUGAAAAUGUCCUCAUAACGAUUGACUCUUUGAAUAAAUUUCCAGGAACCUUCAAGACAGGAAAACCUCGACAGUGUUUUAUUAAUAAAGAGGCAAAUAGAAGUAUCACUUCCAGUACGUAUGUAAACAUUAUUUACGAGAAAUAAAUGUUCAUUUAUUUCAUUAGUGGAGAACUCCCAGCACAAAUCACUGAUUUCUAAAAGAGAAGACAGUGAAAAAUUGGUGGGCCACACCACAUGCAUAUCAUGUGAAAUCAUCUCAUCAACUCUAGAUAUGAAAACUGCUACUACCAUUGUCAUAGCAGACUCUGUUACUGACAGCAGAAGCUAGAAAUUAAAAUGUUGCAUCUACAAAGGCAGCUCCAAGGAAUUAAUUUUUGAUUUUAUCAUAGAAAGAACCUCUGUUAAAAGACGUUUUGGGACCACUUUGGAAAUACUUCCUGUUCAAUCCCAGAGAGCAAGAGGCUUCACUUACAAGGUAGAUGUAUAUUAGUAAUAAACUUGCAACACUCUCGAUUAAUUCAAAUUUUCCACAACAAUUUGUACACUUACUCAACAAAAAAUUGCUUGAUCCUUUACUUAAUCAUUACUACCACAAUCCUGUGUUUGUUAAGCUUCCUAAAACAAAGUAACAGUUUUGUAGUACAGCAUCAUGUAACUUUUCAACCCCACCAAAUAGUAUUUCCCCAAUUGCAUGCUAUCUGGUUGGAAAAUGAGGUAAACUGAGAUGCAAAUUCUUUUUCACAGCCAUUACCAUGACCAAGAGUGGCAAGAAGAUACUUUGGUACGUUAUACAAGUCACAAAAUUUGUAUCAAAAUAGUAAAUAAUGCACGAUACGUAAAUGAACUAUUAGUGCAUCAUGCCUUGAACCUUGACACCAACGCUGACAACACUUGCAGAUAGAAUGCUGAAUUAUCUUGAAACAGCAAAAAUCUUAUUGAACUAUAGGUGUGUAAAUGGAAGGAAUGUAACUGAACUCGCGGGAAACCAGCAUCUCAUUGAAGGCGUGGUAGUUAUUAACCAUUUACACCGCUUAAACUUGGUUAUAAGCUGAUAGUUAUUUUCAACUGUCUUAGGUGUAGUUUACAAAAAAAUGGAACCUUAAAGUAGUUCAAAUUAUUUUUUAUAUAACAAGUAUUUUCAAUUGGUGCAAAUUUAAAACCAUAACAAUGACAACAAAUGAAAAUCAUAGAGGAAACACGAUAUUAGAUCAUGACUGCCUUUGCAGGUGCAAGUAGGUGGUAACUUGACAUGAAAUGGUUUUUUUCUUUUUAUAGAGUUCUAGAAGCAUAGUAGAAGACUGCAAGAGUGUUGUCCAUAUCCUUCAGCAAAAAACGAGAUUAUUGGAAAUCAGUGAGGUUAGGACAUUGCUGAACUUGAUUAAAUGUGUAAAUUGAAAAGCGGCCGUUUUCCGAUGAGAAAAGCCACAUUUCUCUGGUUCAAAUAAUGUUGCAAAUGUAACUUUACAAUUUAAUACAAUGACAAAUUUCGUAGCUUGAGCUUGGUCAGUUUCAACCUUCUUAGAUUACAAAGCUACAGGUACUAUUAUACGUAGCUUUCUGUAAUCAUGUGGAGCAUGUUUAAAAAAAAAAGGAAAUUGUAAAUCUGGUACUGCUAUGUAGACAAAGUGUCUAUCUACAAUUGGGCCUAAACAUGAAUUAUCGAGGGGCGUUUUGCAGAAUAAUGGUUUUUUUGAGCAAGAAUUUGCUUUUCUCUCACUCUCUCUCUCCUUCCCCCUCUCCCUCGCCCCCCGCUUCAUCCCUCUUUUUCACUCUUGUUCCAACUUUCUUGACAACGUUGCGUAGAAACGCUUGCUACGUAAGCUACCACAUUAUACGUACUACUACACAAUACUCUACCACCUCAACCAAAUUCAUUAACUCUGACUAUCACCACUACUUACUUCAUUUCUCUUCAAUUUACUUAACUUUUUAAGAUGGUGUCUAAAGUGCAUUUUCACUUUUCGAAUAGUCAAAAAGAGAAGUCAAGUAAGCCUACAUGUAACCAUUUAAUUUCAAACGAAUGCAUUAGUACUUCAAGCAACACAACAAUACUUUGGCACAAGCUGUCCUUUUAUAAUAAUUAAAAUAAUUCAAGUACUAUCUAUACCGCUAUUUACACAAAAAAAACGGAUCACCAGCACUUUACAAUAAUUCACCUAAACUUUCUUUAAAAAAUAUAUAACAUAGAUAUACAAUCUAAAAUGUUAAAUGUAAAAUACAUUUGAAUAAGAAGAAAUUAAACCAAAUUAGCUUAAUAAAGGGGCCUAAAUGAAAGCAAACUUCUAGUCUAACCUGACUAGCACAGACAUAUCGAGGAGUGUUAUAUAACAGAUGGUAUCUCUCAUUAUUACAAAUUAAAAUUGGUUUAUAUACUUUUUGAUCUACAGAACAUUGGCAGCCCUGAAGACUUAAGUCAACCUCUCAAAAGGAUACUGAAUUAUUUAAAGAACAGAUCAAUUAAGCCAAGAAAAUCAGAGGCUUCAACCAGGUAA